Molecule: messenger RNA, 5904 nt
Organism: Phyllopteryx taeniolatus (common seadragon)
Lineage: Eukaryota; Metazoa; Chordata; Actinopteri; Syngnathiformes; Syngnathidae
Product: transducin-like enhancer protein 4
Exons: 20
Coding region: 388-2691 (767 amino acids)
Biological process (GO): regulation of DNA-templated transcription; negative regulation of canonical Wnt signaling pathway
Cellular component (GO): nucleus; transcription regulator complex
Molecular function (GO): protein binding; transcription corepressor activity
Source: RefSeq, a predicted model, not a curated record
AAAAUGUGGUUCGGCGAGGAGGGGGGCCAAGCGAGCAGUCAGUGUCGCUGAAGUGGCCGCUGCCGCCGGGAUGUGAACGUCAACCGGGGUUGGGGGAAAAGUAGGAAAUUAACCGGUUGCCACCACAGCUGGAGGACAAGUGAGGUCACGGCAUGUCGGAAGGCGACGACUAAGAACAGGGAGUUCAACAACAUAAGUGACUACAUGGGGAUAUACGCACCUGACUCAAGAUUCGACGGUGUUUUCACGUGGCUGGCCGGCCAUUAACCAACCAACUAACUAACUAACUGACAGACUGACUGACGUUUUACGCUCGGGGGGGGGGUAAGCACGCUUCACACUUUGUUUUUCGUCUUUGCCGAGGAGGAACUUUUCAAUGCCUUUUCAAUGAUUCGAGACUUGAGCAAGAUGUACCCUCCGGCGCGGCAUCCGGUUCCACCCCAGCCCGGACAGCCGUUCAAGUUCACCGUGUCGGAGUCGUGCGAUCGGAUCAAGGAGGAGUUCCAGUUUCUCCAGGCCCAGUAUCACAGUCUGAAAAUGGAGUGUGAGAAACUGGCAAGUGAGAAAACAGAGAUGCAGAGACACUAUGUCAUGUACUACGAAAUGUCAUAUGGACUCAACAUCGAGAUGCACAAACAGGCAGAGAUUGUCAAGCGGCUGAACGCAAUCUGUGCCCAAGUCAUCCCCUUCCUUUCUCAAGAGCAUCAGCAGCAGGUGGUGCAAGCAGUGGAGAGGGCCAAGCAGGUCACCAUGGCUGAACUCAAUGCCAUCAUUGGACAGCAGCAGCUCCAAGCUCAGCACCUCUCCCAUGGCCACGCCAUCCCUGUCCCGCUCACGCCGCACCCGGCGGGCCUUCAUCCUCCCCUGCCCCCCGGCGCUGGUACUGCAAGCCUGCUGGCACUCUCCUCAGCCCUCGGCCAUCAGCUGCCCCUCAAAGAUGAGAGGAAACACCAGGAUAGCGCUGAAGAACACCCAAGAGAGAGAGAUUCUGUGAAGAGCUCAUCUGUGUCUCCGUCCACCAGUUUUCGGACUGGAGAGAAGCACCGAGGUUCAGGCGAUUACUCCGCUGACAGCAAGAAGCAGAAGACAGACGAUAAGGAGUUGAGUGCUACACGCUACGAGAGUGACGGUGAGAAGAGUGACGACAACUUGGUAGUGGACGUCUCCAAUGAGGAUCCAGCCUCUCCAAGAGGAAGUCCUGCCCACUCUCCCAGGGAGAACGGAUUGGACAAGAGUCGCCUGCUGAAGAAGGAUGCGCCCCAGAGUCCCUCUUCUGUCGCUUCCUCCAGCAGCACACCUUCAUCCAAAUCCAAAGAGAUUAAUUUGAAUGAAAAAUCGACAACACCAGUUUCAAAGUCCAGCACACCCACAUCCCGCUGCGACGCUCCCACUCCCAGCAGCACCACCACCAGCCUGAGGGCUGUUCCAAGUAAGCCAACAGGAGUCGAGACACUAGCAUCUGGUCUGCGCACACCACUGGCGGUGCCGUGCUCGUAUCCAGGCCCGUUUGGAAUUGUCCCUCACCUUGGCAUGAAUGGCGAGCUGAGCGGAGCAGGCGCCCCCUACACAGGCCUGCAUAGCAUGAGCACUGUGGCUGCAGCCGCUGUGGCUGCUUAUGGACGCACACAAGUGGUGGGAUUUGAUCCUCACCAUCACAUACGUGUCCCUGGCCUUCCUCCCAACCUAUCAGGCAUUCCUGGUGGAAAACCAGCCUACUCCUUUCACGUGAGUGCUGAUGGACAAAUGCAGCCAGUACCUUUCCCUCCGGACGCUCUGAUCGGCCCGGCCAUCCCGCGUCAUGCGCGACAGAUCAACACACUUAACCACGGGGAGGUGGUGUGUGCUGUCACCAUCAGCAACCCAACCCGUCAUGUUUACACCGGCGGCAAGGGCUGUGUCAAGGUGUGGGACAUCAGUCACCCCGGCAACAAGACCUCUGUGUCACAGCUGGACUGCCUUAACAGAGACAACUACAUCCGCUCCUGUCGACUGCUCCCUGACGGACGGACGCUCAUUGUGGGAGGCGAGGCGAGUACUUUGUCAAUAUGGGAUUUGGCAACACCAACGCCGCGGAUCAAGGCAGAAUUAACAUCAUCAGCUCCUGCGUGCUACGCCUUGGCCAUCAGCCCCGACUCCAAGGUCUGCUUUUCCUGCUGCUCCGAUGGAAACAUAGCUGUCUGGGACCUUCACAACCAGACUUUGGUUAGGCAGUUCCAGGGCCACACAGAUGGAGCAAGCUGCAUAGACAUCUCCAAUGAUGGCACCAAGCUUUGGACAGGAGGUCUGGAUAACACCGUCCGCUCCUGGGAUCUUCGAGAAGGCCGCCAGCUGCAGCAGCAUGACUUUACCUCGCAGAUCUUCUCACUGGGAUACUGUCCAACUGGCGAGUGGCUGGCGGUGGGAAUGGAGAACAGCAAUGUGGAAGUCCUACAUGUCUCCAAACCUGACAAGUACCAGCUCCACCUACAUGAAAGCUGCGUGCUCUCACUCCGAUUUGCUCACUGUGGGAAGUGGUUCGUCAGCACAGGAAAGGACAAUUUGCUUAACGCCUGGAGAACCCCGUAUGGAGCGAGCAUAUUCCAGUCUAAGGAGUCGUCCUCGGUGCUGAGCUGCGACAUCUCCGUGGACGACAAGUACAUUGUGACCGGCUCUGGAGACAAGAAGGCCACUGUCUAUGAGGUCAUAUACUAGGGGAGGGUGCGGGGGUCAUCCUCCUACCCAGCCACUGUUCAAUGUGGCCAACCCUGUGUACCAUAUACAAUAUGUAUAAUAGGGAUGUUCAGUUGUUCUUGGACUUUUUUAUGGCUGGUCAGAAGGAAGCACAGAGAUUUUGUUUUCAGUGAGUGAAUGUCCAUUCAUACUGAGCAUAUGUUGCAUAAUGAAUGUCUGGAUGACAUUCCUUUUUACUUUCUUUUUGUGUUUGCCUAGGUGUGUGGCACCAACACAAGCUUGUGUCUGUUUACGUAUAUACUUAUUCCCGUGUGUAUGCUUGAAAGAGGGCUGCGUUGGUCCUGCCUACCGCAUACAGUAUUAACGUUUGACACUGGAUUUAGCCAUCAAAACUAUCUUACCAGUGGGUUAAUAUGACAAUAUUAAUGUUUUUAAUUUUUUAUGGUGUUGAAACACAGUGAAGUUGUGGUUAGUACGUCUGCCUCUAAGUCGAGAGGCCCUUGGGUUUGAAUCUCAGCUCAGGCCUUCCUGUAUGCAGAUUGCAUGUUCUCCCUGUCUAAUAUAUGUCAGAAAUCAGCUAGGAUAAACUCCAGCUCACCCGUGACCCGAAUUAGCAGAAGAUGGAGAUAUUAAAUGCUUUUAUAUUUUUUGUCUACACUCCCAAUCUUGCUUUCUUGUGUGGACUUUUAAUAUCACAAUUUGCCUUUCAAUAUUGUUAAUUUGAAAGAAUGAAUGAAAGUCAUCCAUCAAGACGCUGAAUACAUGCUUGUUGACAACAGUGGCACUUUGAGAAAAAAUCAGAAAGUCUGAUAUCCCUUCAGUUCAGACAGUAUGAGUGUGUGUCUGUGUGUGUUUGUGUUUACCUUGUGUGUGUAUGUAUGUAAUAACAAGAUUGCCCGGCAGUGCCCUCACUUCUGACUGGCCUUUUUGCACUUUCGGUUGUGCCCCCUCAAUUGAAACUUUGCUGGAUGCAGACGCAAUUCCUUUUCACUAUAGACCAUGUGGUAGUUCUCUAGAAAAACGAGAAGUGGUCUAUGGUGUGUCUCUUACCUAUCUUGGACGGACUUAUGUUUGCUUGUAGGAAUAAAACAAAAACACAGUGCCUUUACCCUUCUCUGUCCAACUGGAAUGUGACAGACCUGACUGGAUAUUAGUUUUUGGGGGGGGGAGGCUGGGGUGUUGCCGUAUUUAAAAAAAACAAAAAAAAAAAACAAAAAACAAAAAAAAGAUAAACAAGAUUAACUGUAAAAUGAGUUUUUAUUCCCAUUUUUUCUUUCUUAAAACAUGCAUGUAAAACACACCACUAUACCUCCUGCUGUCUUUUUGAUCGUUUGAAGCAUAAUGACAUUCUUACACUCCAGAUUUGGCUGUUUUCCCCCCUGAUAGAUGGCUAAAUAUACCAUAAUAGUCACGGAGUAUAAAAAUAGCCACCCUUACCACAAUAAGAAAAUGGGUGAUGAGCGUGCGCUUUCCUUCACUACUCACUAAUGUACCAAUUUGUGUUUUUACUGUGAAACCUGUCCCCAGCCAUUAACUUGAAAAACUCACCUGGCCGCAGUUUUCGUGCUCUUUCUGAAAUGCCACGAUGCCAAAAGCUGGCACCAAUGCCCUGUUUAAUAGGGAAGUUGUACAUUUGUGUCAAGGAAGUAUGUAGAAGUGAUACAUCUCGAUUGAGAGACAAGCUUUGUAUGUCUAGGAGAAGCUAAGGUUCUUAGCCGAAUAAGUUAUGCGGGAGUCUUCACCACCUACGUAAAGUAUGUACACGCACACUUAUGUUGCAUAUUUUUUAUUUUUUUUAAUCAAAGCAUCUGUUAGGCAUUUAUUUUGAACGGUAUUGAUGUUGAGGAGUUUGAAAUUAUAUUAACAUGUUUACAGUUUAAACUAUUAAUGUACGUAUUCGCGACAGGGCUUGCUCAGUGUCCCAGGCGAAUAGCAGGGGAUUGCCGUCUUUCAAAACAAAGUUACCAAAGAAAUAAUGUGAAGUGAGUUAAUCCAAACUGUCGCCAUCAUAAAAUAUUUAUUAACUAUAAGAAAGGUUUCAAGUAACAGUUAACAUUCCUAAGUGUCUUAAAAGUACAAAGUUAAUCACUGUAAAACAAAGUAUUCAACAAAAUAAAACAAAAUAAAAUAAAGCUGCUCACCAUUUGAAUAUGCCAGACAAGUAAUGGACAGUGAACUGGAAGGUGUUUGGGUAGCAAUUUCGUUGGUACGGCCACAAUUAAGCAUUGUUGUAUUUAAUUGUAUUGCUCAUAUUGUACAGAGCAGACAACCUUUCUGGUGUCACAGUAAUGCUUCUUCUUCUUGUUAUCAUUACACUUUCCUCUACCAUCAGUGGUACCCUGUGGCAUGACAAAAUACCCCCAAAAAGCAAAAAAUGUAGAGUCAAUCCUUUUGAUGUCUUAUUAGAUUUACCGGCAUCGCACAUGAUGAUGGUUUGACUUAUGAAGCAUAUUUUCCCAGGUAAAAAUAUUGAAGUCCAAAUUGUACCACUUUUGGAAUUUCCACUAUCUGUAUAUGAUGCAUAUACUGUAGCUUUACCUGUUUUUUUUCCCUCCAUUUUUUUCUGCCCUCUGCAGUGAAACACUCAAUUUGAAGGAAAGUAUGUUAGUUUUAUUUAUCUCAAUUACUCAAAUUUCAGUGUUUCAAAAUAAUAACAUGACCUAACACAACUGUGAAAUACUCUGCUUUAAACCAAGUAUAAAUGCACACAUUGGAAAUUAGUAAAAUAACUUUAACAACCAAUAUAAGAAAAGUUAUUGGUACUAUCUUGGAUAAUAUUUCUGGUAUUUAUUUUAUGUCAUGUUAACAGUUGUGCAGGCAAAUAUGUGCUGAAGUCAAGAAUAGAUGCUUGACACGUGUGUGCAUGUAAGAAGGUACAAGGCUUAUAACUAACUGCCUUUAUGUAAUCAUGACGUUAUAGCUCAGUUCAUGCAUUUUCUUCAUUAUUUUCUGCACUUGUUUCUGCUUUUUACUACUGUAAAAAUGUACUGUGCAACUUUCUGAUACUGAACUAUUACAUCAAGUGAUGAUAGUGCGUGAAACUUUUAGCUUGGAAGAAGUUGUGAUGGUAUUGUACAAGAACUGUAAACAUGUAAUUAUUUUAAGUUUAAAAAGAAACUUCCUGUCAAUAACAGUUGUGUUUCUUCUAUACAAAUGCCCUUUGUCACCCCCCCCCCCCCCACAAAUCUUUUUUUAAUCCAGUCUGCAGUUGAUUUUAUUAAAUUAUUGUGUGGA